Molecule: messenger RNA, 1037 nt
Organism: Saprolegnia parasitica CBS 223.65
Lineage: Eukaryota; Oomycota; Saprolegniomycetes; Saprolegniales; Saprolegniaceae
Product: dihydroorotase
Exons: 6
Coding region: 1-999 (332 amino acids)
Biological process (GO): 'de novo' pyrimidine nucleobase biosynthetic process; pyrimidine nucleotide biosynthetic process
Cellular component (GO): cytoplasm
Molecular function (GO): dihydroorotase activity
Source: RefSeq, a predicted model, not a curated record
AUGUCGACCUCUGCCCGUAGCCCGCUGCGCCUCCGCGCCGCCGAUGACAUGCACCAUCACCUGCGCGACGGCGCGGCCCUCAAGCUCACGGUUGAGCAGGCGUCGGCGCAGUUCCGUCGCGUCGUGGUCAUGCCCAACCUCGUGCCGCCGGUCACGACCGCCGAGAAGGCAAUCGCGUACCGCGAGCGCAUCCUUGCGCAUGUGCCCGCGGGCCGCGCCUUUGAGCCGCUCAUGACGCUGUACAUGACCGAUGGCACGACGCCCGAGACGAUCCGCGCGGCCAAGGCGUCGGGUGUCGUCCACGCCGUCAAGUACUACCCCGCUGGCGCGACGACCAACUCGGACUCGGGCGUCACCAAGAUCGACAACAUCUACCCCGUGCUCGAGACCAUGGCGGAGAUUGGCAUGCCGCUGCUCGUCCACGGCGAGGUGACGGACCAGACCGUCGACAUCUUUGACCGCGAAGCCGCGUUCAUCGAGUCGGUGUUGAAGCCGCUCAUUGCGCGCUUCCCGCGCCUCAAGCUUGUCAUGGAGCACAUUACGACCGCCGACGCUGUCAAGUUUGUGUCCGAGGCGCCCGCGAACGUCGGCGCAACCAUCACGUGCCACCACUUGCUGUACAACCGCAACGCCAUCUUCCAGGGCGGUCUUCGCCCGCACAAGUACUGCCUUCCGCGGCAGCCCCAAGUUCUCCUUGGCACGGACAGCGCGCCGCACAUUGUCGAGAAGAAGCACUCGGGCUGCGGCUGCGCGGGCAUCCAUACGGCCCACGCGGCGCUCGAGCUCUACGCCGAAGCGUUUGACGCCGCCGGCUGUCUCCCGCAUUUCGAGAAAUUUUGCUCGGAGAACGGCGCGCGCUUCUACGGCCUGCCGCUCAACGACGGCAGCGUGACGCUGGCGCCGACGACGUGGACGGUCCCGGAGUCGUACGCCUUUGACUCGAGCGCCGUCGUGCCGCUCCGCGCUGGCGAAACCAUUGCGUGGAAGAAGGCCGACUAAGUCCUACCAUCCAUCGAUUCCACGUCUUCUACGUUGCC